AUGAGUGACCAUAGUCGAAAAUCCUCAUUCGAGGAGGAUGACCUGAAAGACUCAAUUGAACAUGUCGAGUCUAUGAACGUCCAAAAUCUCGACACGAUCGAGUCAACCCGCUGCAGCAAAUACGCCUGGCUAGUCUCGAUUACCGCUGGCGUUGGUGGUUUUCUAUUCGGCUAUGACACUGGCAUUAUUUCUUCAAUUCUCGUCGUGCUAAACGAUGAUCUGGGGCAGUCUCUGAACAGCAGUACAAAGGAGUUGAUCACGUCAAUUACAUCGGGUGGCGCCUUCGUGGGUGGCGUGGUAGCUGGAUUAUGUGCAGAUCGAUACGGACGAAAAUUAGGAAUCUAUAACGGCUGCAUUCUCUUCAUUAUCGGGGCUAUCAUUCAAGCUACCUCCUUCUCUAUCGCUCAGAUGACCGUUGGCCGUUUGAUCGUGGGACUGGGCGUUGGUUCCGCCGCAAUGAUUGUUCCACUAUACAUAGCUGAAGUAGCACCCGCCAAAUAUCGUGGGCGUAUGAUCAGUCUAGACAACCUCUCCAUCACCACCGGCCAACUCAUCAGCUACGGCAUCGGUGCUGCCUUUGCCAGCGUCAGUGCCGGAUGGAGAUACAUGGCAGCUAUCGGUGCCGUACCGGCCAUAAUCCUCUGCGCCCUGCUCCCGUUCUGUCCCGAGUCACCGCGACAACUAGUCUACCAUCAUAAACCAGACGAAGCAGCCAAGGUCAUUGCAAAGAUCUUCCCGGAUGGAGCCCCACUACAGGUGCAACAGAAGGUGCAGCACAUAACGAUCCACGUUGACCAGACACGAAACGAAGACAAGAGUCUCUGGUGGCAGAUCAAACAGCUUUACGUGGUCCCUGCCAAUUUCCGGGCUAUGUUUGCAGCAUGUGGCCUCAUGGCAAUUUCUCAACUCGGCGGAUUCAAUUCAAUCCUCUAUUACUCGGGAACUCUCUUCGCUGCCGUGGGCUUUGACAAACCCAUCGCUGUGGGAACCAUCAUCGCAGCAACAAAUUUCAUUUUUACCUGGAUCAAUCUGCUUCUAGUCGACCGCGUCGGUCGUCGCCAGAUCCUCCUCCAUACACUAUGGGUGAUGGCCGCUGCGUUAGCAGUCGCAGCAAUUAGUUUCCACUGGAUCCCCCUCAACCACAACCUUGAACUCACCUCGCACAAGAAUGGCUGGGCUGCUGAUAUCGUCCUCGUUUGUAUGGUCGUAUUCGUGGCAUUCUACUCCGCCGGUGCAGGCAACAUCGCCUGGAUGUCCUCUGAAUUCUACCCGCUCGAAGUCCGCGCUGUAGGCACGAUGAUGCUUACUAUGAGCUGCUGGGGCUCGAAUGUUAUCGUGUCCUCUACAUUUCUGACACAAAUGGCAAAUACCACGCCAUCAGGUGCAUUCGGUUUCUACGCAGCGGUGUGCUUUUUCGGCUGGAUUGGAGUGAUUUUCUGUUACCCGGACGUCAAGGGCAUGACGCUAGAGGAUAUCCGGGAAGUCUUUCAACAUGGUUUUGGAGUCAAGUAUGCGCGUGAUCUCCAGCGCGAGGCCAAACAGAGUCGCAAUGCUGCGAGAGAGAACGUGGGGGUCGCAAGGGAGGUUUGA
Molecule: messenger RNA, 1590 nt
Organism: Penicillium cataractarum
Lineage: Eukaryota; Fungi; Ascomycota; Eurotiomycetes; Eurotiales; Aspergillaceae
Exons: 2
Coding region: 1-1590 (529 amino acids)
Biological process (GO): transmembrane transport
Cellular component (GO): membrane
Molecular function (GO): myo-inositol:proton symporter activity
Source: RefSeq, a predicted model, not a curated record